Molecule: messenger RNA, 536 nt
Organism: Solanum dulcamara
Lineage: Eukaryota; Viridiplantae; Streptophyta; Magnoliopsida; Solanales; Solanaceae
Exons: 1
Coding region: 88-450 (120 amino acids)
Biological process (GO): photosynthesis
Cellular component (GO): photosystem II; membrane
Source: RefSeq, a predicted model, not a curated record
GAUCCCCUCAAUCUUUCUUAAUCUUUUUCUCCUCUCAAAACUACUCCUUACCAUUACAACACACUCAUUCAACAAGACAGGCAAAUUAUGGCUUCUACUUGUCCAGUUUCCAUGGCAAUGCCACUGACUUACACAAGUCAGAAGAGACAACCAAGUGUUGAAGCUUUCUUGAAGCCAUUGCCAGUAAGACCCUCAAAGACUACUGCAGCAUCAAAGCCAGUAGCAAAAAUUCAAGUGAAGGCUUCACUUAAGGAGAAAGCUUUGACAGGAUUGACAGCAGCUGCACUGACUGCUUCCAUGGUCAUGCCCGACGUAGCCGAAGCAGCUGAUGGUGUUUCACCAUCCCUCAAGAACUUCUUGCUCAGCAUUUCUGCAGGUGGAGUUGUGCUUGCUGCAAUUCUUGGCGCAAUAAUUGGUGUUUCCAAUUUUGACCCUGUCAAGCGGACUUAAGAAGCAUAAUUCUCAUAUAUCUCUACUCUCUUCUUGUAUCUAUCUCAUGUUUCCAGUCAAGAUCAAUAAAAUGUUUAACCAAUCAA